Messenger RNA from Paramecium tetraurelia, 1241 nucleotides. RefSeq lists its product as uncharacterized. Gene Ontology annotation, molecular function: protein disulfide isomerase activity; protein-disulfide reductase activity. Gene Ontology annotation, biological process: response to endoplasmic reticulum stress. The record is from RefSeq and is a predicted model, not a curated record. Gene Ontology annotation, cellular component: endoplasmic reticulum lumen. The transcript is spliced from 4 exons. NCBI's taxonomy places the organism in Eukaryota, Ciliophora, Oligohymenophorea, Peniculida, Parameciidae.
AUGAAAGGCAUUUGCUGUUUACUUAUUUUUGCUUUGGCAGCUACUUAAUGCUUUGGUCUGUAUGAAGCAGAUUCAAAGGUCGUGAAAUUGACAAAGGACAAUUUCAAGACAUUAGUACUUGAAUCGAAUGAACCCUGGUUGGUUGAAUUCUAUGCCCCAUGGUGUGGUCAUUGCAAAGCCCUUGCUCCAGAGUAUAAUAAGGCAGCAAAGGCCUUGGAUGGCAUCGUGCAUAUCGGAGCCUUGGAUAUGACUACAGACGGUGAAGCUGGAUAGCCUUAUGGUGUUAAUGGAUAUCCAACAAUCAAGUAUUUCGGAGUAAACAAGGGUGACCCAAUUGCCUACGAAGGGGAAAGAAAGAGGAAUGCAAUAGUUGAUUACCUUUUGGAUAAAGCAAGAGAAUUUGCAUUAAAUAGAUUGGGUGUGGAGAUCAAACCAGAACCUUCAAAUGAUGAUACAAAAGUCGUUGUUUUGACAGAUGCCAACUUCGAUGAAUAAGUGCUCACUAGUUAGGAGGCCUGGUUUGUUGAGUUCUAUGCUCCUUGGUGUGGUCAUUGUAAAUAACUCUAACCUGAAUGGAAUAAACUAUCUCAUUAAGCAGACAUCCCCAUUGCUAAAGUCGAUGCAACUGUCUAGACUGAAUUGGCGAAGAGAUUUAACAUUGAAUCAUAUCCAACCAUCUAUUUCUUCCCAGCUGGAAACAAACAAAACACCCAUAAAAAGUAUGAAGGAGAAAGAAAUGCAGCUGCCCUCUUGAAAUACAUCAAAGAAUAGAAACCAGUAGAUGGAUAAUCACAAAAGGCUGGCUCUGAUGUCGUUAACAUCAAAUCAGAUGAAAGCUUAAAUGAAGUUUGCAAAUAACUCUGCGUCUUGGGAUUCUUACCAGCUGACAAAGUCGAAUAAGAAGAUGCUGUCUAAGUCUUAAAGAAGACUGCCUUGUCUCUCACAGGAAGAGCUAAUGUUGGUUGGUUUGUUGGUGAAAAAUUCGAUGAUUUCGAAGCUGAACUCAAUGUAAUUGGUGAAGGAUAUCCUUAAGUCGUUGUCUUGGAUUUGAGUGCUAAAAAGCAUUAUAGAUUUAGAAGACAAUUGACUGUUGAAAAUUUGAAUGAAUUUGUUAAGGGAGUCAUCAAGAAAACCGAAACUGGACAAUCAUUCUCUAAUUUACCUAAAUUGAAUGCUCAAAAAACAGAUCUGUGAUGUAUAUUAUUAAGUAAACAAUAUUUAGUCAUUCUUAAACCAUUUCA